AUGGCACAAACUACACAAACGGUUCAGGAACAGGCUACAAAGACCAUCACAAGCACGAAAACAAGCAUCACUCAAGAACAAUCUCAAAAGUUGAUUCAAACAAUGCUCACCAUGUCAUUUGGGUGUGUUGCAUUUCUAAGAGGGUUAUUCCCUGAUGAAUACUUUGUUGAUCAAAGAUUUGUUCCUAAUAAGUUUGAGCAUGGUUACGAUCCUAAAGAUCCCAAAAACAAAAAUGAUUCUAUUAGGGUUAAGACGUUGGUUAGAGGUAAAGAUAAACAAGUUGAUUUAUUUUUGGAUUGGAUUGAUAAAGGUGCAAUUGAUGCUAUAAGAAGGGGUUAUUUGAAAUCUUUAAGUUUUUCUGUGUUUUUAGAUAAAAGCAAACCUCAAGACUUACAUGAAGUUUAUACAUUCUCAUUUGAUUAUCAAAAAGAUCAUGUUAAUUUCAAAAUUAAUGAUGAAGAAACAGAUACCAUAAGUUUAUUGGAUUCAAGAAAAAUGUUACAACAUAUGAUGAAAAGAUUUAUAAUAAUUACUCAAUCACUAGAACCUUUACCAGAGGAAAAGUUUAUGACAAUGAGGAUGUUAUUUAAUGAAUCAACACCUAAGGACUACCAACCACCUUAUUUCAUGGAUGCUGGGUCUGUUCCAAACGCUGUUUUAAGAGUUCCAAAUGGCACAAAUGCUGAUAAGUACGCAGCUGGUUCUGUGAACACAUCACAUCAUGAUAUAAAGCUUAAAGUUUUAAGUCGUCCUAUUGUUUUACCUGAAAACGAUGAACUUGUUGAAAUUGAUCCAUUCGAAUCACAAAGAUUUAAAACACCAAAAUUAAAUACAGUUCCUAAAAGACCAAUGGGCCCUUCAAAUCCUACACCUCCACCCGGUCUUUCAAGUAACGCUAAACCAACUGGUCCAAGAGGUCAUGUUAGUAUUUCAUCAAAGCCAACAAUUACACCUGUUCCUAAAAAGGAGGAACCAAGUCAAACCACUACAAUGUUACGUGAAUUUUUACAAAGUUCACAACCUGGUAUAAAUCCAACACAGGCUAUUAAAAGGGAUACAUGUGAGUGUGGUUGUGCUAUAAAUGAAGUUUCUGAAAGAACUACAAAAUGUGCGGCCUGUGAUAGAGUUCUUCAUUUCAAUUGUUAUUCAUUAGAUCAAAGAAGAUCAUCUGCUACCUGCUUUACAUGUUGUGCAACCUCAUUGGGUAUUCAAUCACAUGAAUCGUUACAACUACUUAUGAUUUUGAGAAGACUUUAUAAGUUAUUUACAAAGAUUGACAUCCCUUCUUCAACUCUUUUGAUUCAUGAAAAAUUAGGGUUCACAAAAGAUCAAAAUAAAAGCAUUACGGUUGAAGCAAUUUCAUUUUUUUUCAAGAAAAAUAUUUUACUUCUUGAGAAUGAACCAAGAAGAUUGAAAAGAGCUGCUGGAGACAACAUUUACCAAAGAGGUUCAAGUUUUGUUGAUGUUGAUAUUGAAGGUAUCGUGGUUAAUGAUAAACAAUUACCAUUGGGGAGAUACACUUGGAGCUUUACUCCGAAAAUUAGUGGUCCAGAUGUUAUUCAUCUGAAAAGCAUUGCAUCGACAGCAAAAAAAUAUUUAUUUGAAGAUACUUUUGAAAAAGGCUUAGAAAUUGAUAUCAAAGAUACCAACCAUGAGGAUGAAGAUGAACAAAUCAUAAAUUCAAGUGAUCAUGAAUCGGAUGAAACCAAAAAAUCAGAAGAAGUUUCUGGUGGUUUCUCAAACUUGAAAAUUAAUAGUUCACAGCCAUCUGAUGUGAUUGAAUCAUCACAGGUUAUGACUAGAAGUAUGAAAAGAGCCAGUAGCUAUGAUGUUGAGAAGAUCGAGGAUGAUAGUCAACCUGUGGUAGGUUAUAAUACAAGGUUUAAAAAGAGAAAAGCUAGUGUUGCUAAGAGAGUCAUCCCAGAUUCAUUAGAUUAUUAA
Molecule: messenger RNA, 1941 nt
Organism: Hansenula ciferrii
Lineage: Eukaryota; Fungi; Ascomycota; Saccharomycetes; Phaffomycetales; Wickerhamomycetaceae
Gene: HOP1
Product: Hop1p
Exons: 2
Coding region: 1-1941 (646 amino acids)
Biological process (GO): meiotic recombination checkpoint signaling; synaptonemal complex assembly
Cellular component (GO): nucleus
Source: RefSeq, a predicted model, not a curated record